CCCGCUCUUUGAGUUUCUUGCAUCUCCUUGCGUAUAUUUUUACGUCCAUGGGUUGUACUCGAGUUUUAAAGCAACAGAAGGCAAACGCAGAAUUUAAUUGGCCACUUUGUACAGUGAAACAUCUUUAUAAAUAUGCUCAGUUUACGCGACAAACAAAUAAAUGCUCUGAAGCAGAUGUUGAAUUUAAAUGAAACAAUUGCAAAAGUUGACGCAGCGGUACCUUCAUGGAAAAUAUUAAUUUAUGAUCGGAUGGGCCAAGAUAUCAUAUCGCCACUUAUUUCUGUGAAAGAGUUACGGGAUUUGGGUAUCACACUUCAUAUGCAAUUACAUUCUGAUAGAGAUUCUAUACCUGAAGUACCAGCGAUAUAUUUCUGUGCACCUUCGGAAGAAAAUUUAAUUCGUAUAGGUCAAGAUCUUCAAAAUGGACUUUAUGAUAUAUAUCACUUAAAUUUUAUAUCGCCUAUUACUAGGCAAAAAAUGGAAGAUUUGGCAGCCUCUGCAUUACUUGCAGGUGCGGUUACCAAUAUUCAUAAGGUUUUUGAUCAGUAUCUUAACUUCAUUACACUUGAAGAUGAUUUAUUUAUUCUUAGACAUCAGAAUAGUGACGUUAUUUCAUAUCAUGCGAUUAAUCGAGGGGAAAUAAGAGAUACCGAAAUGGAAUCUAUAAUGGAUAUUAUUGUUGACAGUCUUUUCUCAGUAUUCGUUACAUUUGGUUCAGUGCCGAUCAUUCGAUGCCCUAAAGGAAAUGCUGCGGAAAUGGUAGCAAAGAAACUAGAUAAGAAAUUAAGAGAGAAUGUCUGGGAUGCCAGAAAUAAUUUAUUUCAAGGAGAAAUAUCGGGAUCUGGUCAUUUCAGUUUUCAGAGACCUUUAUUGAUAAUAUUGGAUCGAAAUGUGGAUAUGGCAACGCCGUUGCAUCAUACAUGGACUUAUCAAGCACUAGCUCAUGACGUGUUGGAGUUAACAUUGAACAGGUUAGUAGUAGAAGAAAGUGUUAGAAGAUCACCUGCCGGUGGAGCACGUUCAAAAACACGUGCCUGUGAAUUGGACAACAGAGAUCGCUUUUGGUCUCAGCAUAAAGGAAGCCCUUUUCCUUUGGUGGCGGAAGCAAUCCAAGAAGAAUUGGAACAAUAUCGUACAUACGAAGAAGAAGUGAAGAAACUUAAAUCAACUAUGGGUAUUGACAGUGACAGUGAUGCGGCAUUUUCGAUGGUAUCAAACAAUACAGCCCGCCUUACAAGUGCUAUAAAUUCUUUGCCACAACUGCUGCAGAUGAAACGUUUAAUUGACAUGCAUACCACGAUAGCAACAGGCAUUCUUAAUUCUAUCAAAUCAAGACGACUUGAUACGUUCUUUGAAAUAGAAGAGAAAAUUAUUAGCAAACAGUCAUUGGACAGAAGUAUAUUAGAUAUAAUAAAUGAUCCGGAUAGUGGCACUCCUGAUGACAAAUUACGUCUUUUCAUCAUCUAUUACCUGUGCUCGAAUAUAUCGGACUCUGAAUACAGUAAGCAUGAAGCUGCUCUAGCUAAUGCUGGGUGCGAUUUAAAUCCGUUAAUAUACAUCAAGAGAUGGAGAAGCUACACAAGAAUAGCUGGAAUUCAAAGUAACUACGAAGGUGGAGGUACAAAAACUGUUAGUAUGUUCUCCAAGCUCAUGACCCAAGGAUCUUCUUUUGUAAUGGAGGGAGUAAAGAAUCUUGUUGUCAAAAGACAUAAUCUUCCUGUUACAAAAAUCGUCGACGAAUUAAUAGAAAUGAAGCAAUCACCACAGACGGAAGAUUAUCAUUACUUAGAUCCGAAACAACUCAAACCCGUGGAACAGGUUCCAAAAACUAAAACGACAUUCCAGGAAGUUAUCGUAUUCCUCGUUGGCGGUGGCAAUUACAUAGAGUACCAGAACCUAGUGGAUUAUGUAAAACAAAAGAACGGAAGCGGCAAUAAUAAACGAAUCGUAUAUGGUUGUUCAACCCUAAUUAAUGCGAGACAAUUCCUUAAACAGCUAUCUCUUCUAGGCCAGGAGGCCCACUGAUGGAUUUCCAAAAAUAUUCCCAAUACAGUAGUGAAAUAUAUUAUUUUGUACAAAAGUACUGUCAUUCUUAUGUACGCUUAUUUGUAUUUUUUGUCAACAAUUCCUAUCUACAAUUGACUAAGCAAUUAUUGCAUUUUAUAACACAUCUUCGGUAAAUUAGUUUCCUACCAUCAACUUCUUUGGAUCCUUUAUUAGAGAUGUUUUAUAACUAGUUUAACAUCACAAGUCAUAUUUAAAAGUAUUCAUCAGAACAAUUCGAAAAUACAUAAGUUCGCUAAGAAAAGAUACGAUGUAACAGUAGUUAGUCUCGAACGGUUUUAUCAUCGUAUGAAAGAUUCGUUAUAGACGUCUCGGGAGCUGAAUUGAAAAACUUUUGCUUACAGAAAAAUAAACCUAUCAUAGCAUGCGCA
Orussus abietinus is the source of this 2435-nucleotide messenger RNA. It is a transcript of the gene Slh, whose product is annotated as protein sly1 homolog. Gene Ontology annotation, molecular function: syntaxin binding. Gene Ontology annotation, cellular component: cytosol; Golgi membrane. The record is from RefSeq and is a predicted model, not a curated record. The transcript has 12 exons. Gene Ontology annotation, biological process: endoplasmic reticulum to Golgi vesicle-mediated transport; intracellular protein transport. Lineage: Eukaryota; Metazoa; Arthropoda; Insecta; Hymenoptera; Orussidae. Bases 133 to 2025 code for a protein of 630 amino acids.